Messenger RNA from Alternaria ethzedia, 630 nucleotides. RefSeq lists its product as uncharacterized. The transcript has 2 exons. Gene Ontology annotation, molecular function: metal ion binding; pre-mRNA 3'-splice site binding. Gene Ontology annotation, cellular component: spliceosomal complex; U2AF complex. Bases 1 to 630 code for a protein of 209 amino acids. Gene Ontology annotation, biological process: mRNA splicing, via spliceosome. The record is from RefSeq and is a predicted model, not a curated record. Lineage: Eukaryota; Fungi; Ascomycota; Dothideomycetes; Pleosporales; Pleosporaceae.
AUGGCCAACUACCUCGCCUCCAUCUUCGGAACGGAGCAAGACAAAGUCAACUGCUCCUUCUACUACAAGAUCGGCGCGUGCCGCCACGGCGACCGCUGCUCGCGCAAACACGUCAAGCCCUCGUACUCGCAGACGAUUCUGCUGCCGAACCUCUACCAGAACCCCGCGUACGACCCCAAGAACAAGAUGAACCCGCAGCAGAUGCAGAUGCACUUUGAUGCGUUUUACGAGGAUAUCUGGUGCGAGCUGUGCCAGUACGGACUUGUGGAGGAGCUGGUAGUCUGUGACAAUAACAACGACCACCUCAUCGGCAACGUCUACGUGCGCUUCAAGUACGAAGAAGACGCGCAAAAAGCGUGCGACGCGCUCAACUCGCGCUGGUACGCCGGCCGCCCCAUCUACUGCGAACUCUCGCCCGUCACCGAUUUCCGCGAGGCCUGCUGUCGUCUCAACAGCGGCGAGGGCUGUGUCCGCGGCGGCUUCUGCAACUUCAUCCAUCGCAAGGAACCGAGUGCCGAGUUGGAUCGCGAGUUGGACAUGUGCACGCGCAAGUGGUUGAAGGAGAGAGGCCGGGAUGCCAGGAGUAUGAGCAGGAGUCCUACGCCGCCUGCGACGAAGAGCCGGUUUUAG